GGGCCGUCCCGCACACCCUGUCCUUUGCUGCCGUUCGGCCACCGGGCGGCCCGCUGGACUGCAGGUCGCUGCCAGUUCGAACACACCUCGAGGCAGUAUCCUCUCAGAUGCCACCCAUCGUGCCAGCCGCACGUCGGAACAGCUCUGCCGCCGAGCGGCGGCGGGCGAAGAAGAAGCGCAAGCGCGCCGCCGAGGAGGCUGACGACCUGCCGCCGGGCUUUGCAGCCUUCGCUGCCGAGGCUGCCGCCGGCGGGGCGGACUCGGACGAGGAGGACGGCGGCGCGAGGGAGCCCGACGAGUUGGACGAGGAAGCAGCGGCUGUCCAGAGCGUGGACGGGCUCGACGACGAGAGCGAGGGUGGCGCCAGCGGCGGCUCCGUGGCGGCGGCGGGCGGCGGUGAGGAGGAGGAGGAGGAGGGCCGCGAGGCUCUGCUGGCGCAGCUGCUCUCGCCGGAGCUGCUUUCGCUCUCGCUCUCCGAGUGGCGCGCCGAGAGCGGGCUCGAGAUCCUCGCGUCGGCGGAUCGGCCCGACAAAGCGAGUUUGCAAGCGGACCGGCUGGCGGGCUGGCUGCUGGCGCCGCUCUCGCCGGCGCAGUUUGAGGAGGAGGUCCGGGAGCGGAGGCCUCUGCACAUCUCUCGCUCCGCCGACCGAGCGUAUCACCGCGGCUGGUUCGGCUCCGAGGAGCUGCGGCAGCUGCUGCGUGACGGCGACCUCAAGUACACCGACGGGCUCGACGUGACGCGCUACACCGUCGAGGGCGGCCGCGCCACGCUCAACGGGGAGGGCGCUGCCACGGCGGAGGAGGUGCUGGCCGCGUUUGAGGGCGGCUGCUCCGUGCGGCUGUCGUGGCCGCAGCGGCACUCGGACACGGUGUGGGGACUGCUCGCGUCGCUCGAGGAGCACUUUGGGUGCGGCGCGGGAUGCAACGUCUACUACACUCCGGCGGGCAGCCAGGGCUUCGCGCCGCACUACGACGACGUCGACGUCUUCAUUCUGCAGGUCGAGGGCGAGAAGCGGUGGACGCUGCACGCCCCUCCGGCUCCGGAGCACGUGCUGCCGCGCGACCCCUCGCCCGACUUCGCACCCGCCGACCUCGGCCCUCCCCUCGCGAGUGUCGCGCUCAAGCCGGGAGACCUGCUCUACCUGCCGCGCGGGACGGUGCACCAGGCCUUCACGCCGGCCGGCGGCGCCGCGUCGCUCCACCUCACCGUCUCGAUCUCGAGGCGGCACACGUGGCGCGACUUGCUCGAGCUGGGGCUGGCGGGCGCUCUCGAGGAGGCGGCGGCCGCCGACGUGACUUGGCGGCGCGCGCUCCCGCGCGAGUACGAGUCCUUCAUGGGCGUGCUGCACUCGGACCGCGCCGACGCGCGCCGCGCGCAGUUCAGCCAGAUGGCGCACGGCUUGCUGCAGCGGCUCGUCGCGUCGAUGCCGCUCGACGCCGUCGCCGACCAGUUCGCAGGCCGAGGCUGGAUGUACGACCGCAUGCCGCCGCACGCGACGCCCGACGACGCGCGGCGGCUUGCUCGCGCGGGGUCCCUCUCCCUCGCGUCCAAGGUCCGUCUCCGCUCGCGCUCCGCCGCUCGACUCGCCGUCGAGGGCGACGUGGCGGUGCUCUACCACCACGGCACGAACACGCGCGCCUACCACGAGGUGGAUGAGCCGCAGCACAUCGACUUCGACCUCGACGCGGCCCCUGCGCUGGAGCAGCUGCUCGCGUCGUACCCAAAGUACGUGCGUGUGGGCGCGCUGCCGUGCGAGACGGCCGCGCAGCGGCUCGACGUCGCGAACGCGCUCGCCGAGGCGCAUCUGAUCCUGGUGAAGCCCGGCGAGCCGCCGCCCGCCGCAAAGCCGAAGCAAAAAGCGGGAAAGCGAAAGCCGGGCGCGCAGUGA
Messenger RNA from Emiliania huxleyi CCMP1516, 1889 nucleotides. RefSeq lists its product as hypothetical. The record is from RefSeq and is a predicted model, not a curated record. Gene Ontology annotation, cellular component: nucleolus. NCBI's taxonomy places the organism in Eukaryota, Haptophyta, Isochrysidales, Noelaerhabdaceae. Bases 108 to 1889 code for a protein of 593 amino acids. Gene Ontology annotation, molecular function: histone H3K4 demethylase activity; histone H3K36 demethylase activity. The transcript has 8 exons.